Molecule: messenger RNA, 3451 nt
Organism: Tribolium madens (black flour beetle)
Lineage: Eukaryota; Metazoa; Arthropoda; Insecta; Coleoptera; Tenebrionidae
Product: putative helicase mov-10-B.1
Exons: 12
Coding region: 343-3345 (1000 amino acids)
Molecular function (GO): 5'-3' RNA helicase activity; RNA binding
Source: RefSeq, a predicted model, not a curated record
AGUUUUUAUGACAAAUCUAAAAUCGUUUAAAAUGUCAGUUAUUUGAGAACAAUAAAUAAAAACAUGGGGCCAUAAAAAAUGUAUGCAAACUUAAUAUUGGCGGCAAAUUUAAAAUUUAAAUUCGAAAUCGUCACUCUAUAAUCAGAAUCACAGACCCCCCACUACAAACGUAUUAAACUUGCUGAGGCAAGAAAAGUCUUAUCUAUCAGUGUUUAGUGGGUUAAAAGUGAUUUUAAGUCCAAAUUCAGUGAAAAUGACUGUCCGAUAAGAUAAAAUCAAUAUUUUGGAAAUCUCAAAAAUUAGGGUAUUUACUCAAAAAAUUGUUAAAUCACCGUCUCAAAGAUGAAUUUCGCACAAGCUUGCUCCCAUAAAUUUGCUUUGUACCUUUAUAAGAACAAUCAUCUUGAUAAUUUUUGUAUUGAGAAGGAACAAGCUAAAAAGCUUUACAAUGAGAAAUUUAAAAGUGAAAAUAAAAUUAAAUUGAAUUUUGGAACCGUAUUUCAUUUUACUAUUAAAAUGCUUACUCGACAAAAAAAUCUUAAUAUCAUGUUUUAUAACAAAAACAGGCUGUUCAACUUGUUGAAAAAAGAAGGACAAAUUGACACACGUUUGAAAAGUAAUAAUGUUAAGAAAAAUACAAUUGUUAGUCACAACCUUUCUUUCAACAAGAAACAACAACUUGAAGAAAUUCUGCUGUCUCCACAAGAAUGCAAACUGUGUAAUGUCAAAUUUGAUAAGCAGAAUAAAUUUGAAGAUCACAUAAAUAAGAAGGAGCACACCUUUUCUGAUUCUCUUAACAAGGCUCUGAAAGAACGUAAAGAAGUACUGCUUGAGUUUGCCGUUGACGUUUCUCCAGUUUUGAAUAACUUAAUAAUUCGUAAAAAUGUCUCAAAAACAUUCAUUUUGCAAAUAAAAAACUCGGGCAAAAACUCCGUAAAAAUAACAAAGAUUUGGACCAAAGACAACUUAGAACAAGUAAAAUUUCAACACACGUGUCCUUACGAAGUAUCACCUCUCCAAAUCAUACAAUUGGAAUUAUUAGUUCACAAUCCAGAUACGAAUAUGCUGUAUUUUCCUGUUUUAUUUACUGUAGAGACUGUGCGAGGAAAUCAACAGUAUGCUAUUGAAUUGGUCUUUCAUACACACGAUGAAUCUUUUGAUGACCUGCAUCCAGUUGAACCCUAUAAACGUGCCACUAAACCAGUUUUCGAAGAAUUUGUUCAAGAAAUAGACAAGGGUGAACGACCAGAUAUAUUUCCUCAAAGAAAACUCAAAGUGCCUUUAAAUAAUUACCGUUUGCCUUUUGAUAUUAUCGGUUGUUUAAAUGCAGGUUUGAAAGAGUUUGCCGGUAUGACUUCCUCGCAACAUGGACAAUUACUUUAUUUGAAAAAUUUACUCAAUGUUGAGAACAAACAAAAUUGUUUGGCGCCUAGAAAUUACACGAAAAUGUUAGAUAUGCUUCUGUAUAUCGAAGAACAUCAGAUGUUGAAAGAUAUCAAGGAUUAUAAUCGAGAGGACCAGAUUUUGAAGAAGGUUUCAGGUGGCAUGUUUGAACUUGAGGUUCCUGGACUGGCAGAGCAUCGCCCGUCUGUUGUUUUCGGCGAUGCUGUGUAUGUGAGAGAAAACAAAAAUAGUAAAAUCCUAUUUGAAGGAUUUGUUCACAAAGUUAAAGAAUCAAGCGUUUUACUAAAAUUUUCUCGACGAUUCACCAACGAGGUUUUCAUCAAAGGAAAGAAAUUCUACGUCAGUUUUACUUUCAACCGUUACCCAAUAAGAGUUGAACAUCAAGCUGUCGAUUUUUGUCGAAUUGAUAACAUCGCACAUUUGCUGUUUCCAGUAAAAAUUCCUAAUUCACCAAUUUCUAGCACGCCUCUUGUUUGGUUUAACAGAAACAUUGAGGGUAACACCCAGCAACAACAAGCAGUACGUGCUGUUUUACAAAAAAGUGCGAUGCCAGCUCCUUAUUUGAUUUUUGGACCCCCUGGAACCGGUAAAACUAUGACGGUAGUAGAAUCUGUAAAACAGAUUUAUAAAAAAGGCAACGAGAAAAUUUUGAUUUGUACUCCUUCAAAUAAUGCAGCAAACGAAGUGACUAAACGUUUGAUUGACACAAUUCCGACCACCGAUCUGUUCAGAUACAUUGCUCCUAGCUUUCCUUAUCAUUUAAUACCCAAGGAGAUCAAAAAAUAUAUCAAUUUUCCUGCUGGUAACUACACUUUACCUACGAUUGAAGAAUUUACAAAAUACCGAAUUGUGGUCACAACAUUGACCUCAGCUGCAAAAUUAGUUAACGGUGGUUGCCCGCAGGACCAUUUCAAUUAUGUGUUUAUUGAUGAAAGUGGACAAGCCACAGAAACUGAGACUUUGGUAGCUAUAGCCAGAAUUUUGACCAGUAAUGCCAAACAAGGGGUUGUUUCUGGUCAAAUUGUUUUGGCGGGGGAUCCCAGACAACUUGGGCCAGUGAUUCACUCGACUUUAGCCAAAGAAUACGGUUUUGACACCUCCAUGUUGGAACGUUUGAUGGACACUUGUGAUUGCUACAAAAAGAACAAUAACUUGAAGAACUACAACCCCAGCGCUUUGACUAAACUUUUGAAGAAUUACCGAUCCCAUAAAGUCAUUAUAGAGCAACCAAAAAAAUUGUUUUAUGACGAUGAAUUGGAAUCGGCGGGUGAUAAUUUAAUAAACGCUGCUUUGAAUUGGGAACAUUUACCCAAUCGCCAAUUCCCGUUGAUUUUUCACAGCGUCGUGGGAAUAGACCAACGUGAAAAAACAUCGCCUAGUUUUUUCAACAUUCAAGAAGUUCAAAUUGUUAUGGAUUACUUGAAUAAGUUGAUCGGUUCGAAAAUGCAGGGUAUUACGAUUAAAGAACAGCAUAUUGGGAUUGUAACACCGUACAAAAAACAAGCGGAGAAAAUUAGACAAUCUUGUUUGAAGAAAAAAUAUAAUGAUAAUUUGAUGGUAGGAACUGUUGAGCAAUUUCAGGGUCAAGAAAAAUUGAUUAUUAUUGUAUCAACUGUUAGAUCUAAAUCGGAUCUUAUUAAGUUUGAUUUAAAAUUUCAUUUAGGGUUUUUGAAUAAUCCAAAGCGUUUCAAUGUUGCCAUAACUCGUGCCAAAGCUUUAUUAAUUAUCGUUGGAAAUCCUAAUAUUUUGCAACACGAUAAACAUUGGAGGAGCAUGAUUUCGUAUUGCAAGGAUAAUAAUGCUUUGAUUGGUAAUAAAUUUGAUUUUGAUAAUUCAGGUGCCACAAAUAUGGAUGAUUUAAUUCGUGAAGUACAAGUCAUGACAAUUACCAAUGGACCAAAUCUUGAAGAACGUCCAAACUUUUCUAGAGGCAAUCUUUAAUAUUUUUGCUUUUUUAAGAAAAUUCUUAUUUUUUUUUCGGGAGAUAUGUUUUUUUUAAUAUUCUUUUUGAUUCCAAACUGCUGCUCAUUAAAAAAUAUAAAAAUAA